AUGGAGACCGUGAAACUCGACGUCGCGACGCGCGCGUGGAACGUCGACGGGAGCGCCGGCGCGCGCGCGGCGAGCGGGCUGUCGUGGAUCGCGGAGGCAGAGCGCGUCACGGGACGACGACGGGGACGGUGCGCGUACGACGGAUGCGACGAGGAGGCGGAGCACGGCGGACACGUCUGGAUCGCGGGCGUGUCGACGCGAGGCGCCGACGCGAAGUGCGCGUUGGUGCCGAUAUGCGCAGAUUGUAAUUGGCCGGGCAAUACGCGACGGAUGCAGAACGGGGGGUCGUAUUUGCGCGCGGGCGUGGUGGCGACGGCGGUGGAGAUGACUCCGGAGAUGCUGAACGCGCGGCGACGGUUCGCGCGGGACGAAGGAGACGAGGACGACGGCGAGGACGAGGAAGACGGCGAGGACGAGGGAGACGUGAGGGUGUGUGUUUCGUGCGGCACAGACAUCUCGGGUAUGCCGGCGAACCACACGGUGUGUCUCGCGUGUUUUCGACGCGGAUCGCUGAGCGGCGAUGGUCGUUCGGAUGCCCGUCCUUGUGUUUCGUGCGGCACAGACAUCUCGGGUAUGCCGGCGAACCACACGGUGUGUCUCGCGUGUUUUCGACGCGGAUCGCUGAGCGGCGAUGGUCGUUCGGAUGCCCGUCCUUGUGUUUCGUGCGGCACAGACAUCUCGGGUAUGCCGGCGAACCACACGGUGUGUCUCGCGUGUUUUCGACGCGGAUCGCUGAGCGGCGAUGGUCGUUCGGAUGCCCGUCCUUGUGUUUCGUGCGGCACAGACAUCUCGGGUAUGCCGGCGAACCAUACGGUGUGUCUCGCGUGUUUUCGACGCGGAUCGCUGAGCGGCGAUGGUCGUUCGGAUGCCCGUCCUUGUGUUUCGUGCGGCACAGACAUCUCGGGUAUGCCGGCGAACCACACGGUGUGUCUCGCGUGUUUUCGACGCGGAUCGCUGAGCGGCGAUGGUCGUUCGGAUGCUCGUCCUUGUGUUUCGUGCGGCACAGACAUCUCGGGUAGGCCGGCGAACCACACGGUGUGUCUCGCGUGUUUUCGACGCGGGUCGCUGAGCGGCGAUGGUCGUUCUGAUGCCCGUCCUUGUGUUUCGUGCGGCACAGACAUCUCGGGUAUGCCGGCGAACCACACGGUGUGUCUCGCGUGUUUUCGACGCGGAUCGCUGAGCGGCGAUGGUCGUUCGGAUGCCCGUCCUUGUGUUUCGUGCGGCACAGACAUCUCGGGUAUGCCGGCGAACCACACGGUGUGUCUCGCGUGUUUUCGACGCGGAUCGCUGAGCGGCGAUGGUCGUUCGGAUGCCCGUCCUUGUGUUUCGUGCGGCACAGACAUCUCGGGUAUGCCGGCGAACCACACGGUGUGUUUCGCGUGUUUUCGACGCGGAUCGUACGACAGCGAGUACGACAGCGAGUACGACAGCGAGUACGACAGCGAGUACGACAGCUAA
This is a messenger RNA of Ostreococcus lucimarinus CCE9901, 1458 nucleotides long. RefSeq lists its product with no specific name. The record is from RefSeq and is a predicted model, not a curated record. Bases 1 to 1458 code for a protein of 485 amino acids. Gene Ontology annotation, molecular function: zinc ion binding; DNA binding. Lineage: Eukaryota; Viridiplantae; Chlorophyta; Mamiellophyceae; Mamiellales; Bathycoccaceae. The transcript has a single exon.